GACCGCACUGGCCGGCUGCACAAGCGCACUUUCGAUGAUCCGCUGCCCAGGUACCUCUUCACGGAUCCCAGGGUGAAGGUGCUGAGGCCACCCGAAGAGGAUGACCUCGGGACCUUGGACAUGCUGGUGCCCACGCUGCGGGCGCUGCGAGCACGGCCGCCCCCGGGCUGCGCGGCCCCGCAGCGCGUCUGGGUGGUGAACGACGACGUGGAGUACGACGCGGGCCUGCUGGAGUCGCUGCUGGCGUGCGCGGCGCGGCACCCGAGUGCCGCGUGCGGGUCGACGGGCGGGCGCGGGUACUACGGCGUGCUGCACAAGGACCUGGCCGGUGGCACCGACGACGAGUUGAGGCGCGUGCAGCCCUUUCUGCGGGCGGGCGGGGAGGUCGAAGUGGAGUGGCUGCAGUCCGUGGGCGGGAUCCUCUACCGCACCGACUUCUUCGCAGAGGACUUCCUCUCCUUCCCGCGGGACGCGGACGAGAGGAUCCUGCUGGAGGCCGACUGGUGGUUUGCCGGCUACCUCCGCGCGCGGGGCGUGAGUCUGCUGCACCUUCCGGUGCUCCGGCCAUGGUGGCGCGCGCUGAGGUCCUCGGUCGUGAACGCCCUCUCUCGUGGCGGCGGACGGGCCACAACCCAGCCAAGGACCAGGCCAUCCUGUAUUUCGCCCGGCGCUUCGGCAUCUGGAGUGCACGGGGCCCGCCGUCUGGGAGGACGAGUCCUGCCAGAGGGACAUCGCCCACGACUCCACAGCGCUCUCGGGCGCCAGGGGGCGCCAGGCGGUGAGGUCCUCCCGGGCGGUCAGACACGAUAG
Molecule: messenger RNA, 810 nt
Organism: Prorocentrum cordatum
Lineage: Eukaryota; Dinophyceae; Prorocentrales; Prorocentraceae
Source: the annotation of a GenBank genome assembly